AUGCGUCUUGCUACUCCGAUUUUUCUGGCUGGGCUGGCUAGCGCUUUGGAAAAUGGACUCGCGCGGACACCACAGUUGGGAUGGAACACUUGGAACUCAUUUGCCUGUGACAUGAAUGAGACUGUCAUUUUACAAGCUGCUGAGAAAAUUGUUUCCCUUGGCUUCUUAGAUCUUGGCUACCACUAUGUUGUCAUGGAUGACUGCUGGUCCGCAGGUCGAAACUCGUCUGGUUAUCUUAUCCCAGAUCCUGAAAAGUUUCCCAAUGGAGUCGCAGACCUAGCGGACAAGAUUCAUGCCAUGGGAUUGAAGCUGGGGAUCUACUCCAGCGCGGGCACCUUGACCUGCGCACGGUAUGCCGGCUCGCUAGGAUACGAAGAGAAAGACGCCGCACUAUGGGCCAGCUGGGGCAUUGAUUAUCUUAAAUACGACAACUGCUACAACCAAGGCGAAGAAGGAACCCCCAAGCUUUCCUAUGACCGCUACAACGCCAUGGGCAAAGCACUCAAUGCCACAGGUCGACCUAUCCUGUACUCCCUAUGCAAUUGGGGUGUCGAUGGCCCAUGGAAUUUUGCUCCUACAAUUGGCAAUUCCUGGAGAAUGAGCGGUGAUCUGACAAAAGUCUGGGACCGGGAAAAUGUAAACUGUCCGUGCUCUGAAACCGAGGGUCUGGACUGCAAGACUCCUGGAUAUGAAUGCUCUGUCAUGAACGUUCUUAACAAGGCCGUGUACUACCCAUCCAAGGCGUAUGCAGGUGCAUGGAAUGAUUUGGAUAUGCUAGAGGUCGGAAAUGGCGGUUUGACGGAUACCGAAGCUGUCGCCCAUUUCAGCCUUUGGGCAGCGCUCAAAUCUCCGCUUCUCAUGACAAACGUGAUGACUAAAAUUGACGCAUCUACACUUUCCAUCCUGCAGAAUACAGCUGUGCUGGCUGUUUCUCAAGACCCCGAGGCGUCGUCCGCUGUGCGUGUUUGGCGCUACUAUGUCGACGGCGGCGAGAUUCAGAUGUUCAGUGGUUCCCUAAGUGGGGGCGACCAGCUGGUCUUGCUCUUGAAUGCAGGGGCUACGGCGCGUAAGAUGAAUGCAACUCUUACGGAUAUCUUUUGGGCGGAUGGGCCUGGGGGUACGGCGUCGCAGAUUCAGAGUAGCUGGGAUGUGUAUGAUCUUUGGGCUAACAGAAUGAGCAAUGCGACGGCGAAUGCGAUUAUUCAAGAGGGGAAUGCGACACGACCGAUCAAUAUGACUGCUCUUGGUGGAUAUGAGAAGGUCUACUCGCAGGCGCCGUUGCCGACGUCCAAGGCGCUUAUGGGUUUGAAGGUUGGCACUGUUAAGGCAAGUGGGACGGUGACAGCCAAUGUGCAGCCACAUGGUGUUGCCAUGUUGCGUUUGAGGGAGGUCAAGACUAAUGAUGAGCUAUGA
Molecule: messenger RNA, 1413 nt
Organism: Penicillium odoratum
Lineage: Eukaryota; Fungi; Ascomycota; Eurotiomycetes; Eurotiales; Aspergillaceae
Product: glycoside hydrolase family 27 protein
Exons: 4
Coding region: 1-1413 (470 amino acids)
Biological process (GO): carbohydrate metabolic process
Molecular function (GO): alpha-galactosidase activity
Source: RefSeq, a predicted model, not a curated record